Aspergillus calidoustus is the source of this 513-nucleotide messenger RNA. NCBI's taxonomy places the organism in Eukaryota, Fungi, Ascomycota, Eurotiomycetes, Eurotiales, Aspergillaceae. The record is from the annotation of a GenBank genome assembly.
AUGAGCUGCGAAAGCAACGGACGCUCGUGCCUUCAUUGCUCCGUACAUCGCCAACAGCUUCGAGAUGACGGAGUCCCCAAAAGGUGCCUUUACUACCCCGAAGGCACGUACCCCGUGGUCUUCAAGUGCCAGUUCGUUUACCGGUACGACGGGGAUCCAACCGAGUACACCUCGCACCUGCAGGAUGAGCUGGUCAAAGCACUGGCUGCACAUUUCAAGCGACCCGUCCCUGUAUGCGGCCAUUUCCAGUGCCAUCAAUUUUCAAUGGAGGACGAGCCAUUCCUCUGGAUGAGCUUCUUGGUGGACCUUCCAUUGAAUGCCAAGGUGGAUAAAGAACUCGAGGCCCUGCUUUUCGAAGACCGGACUCCAUCGUUGAGUGACUGGAAGACUAUACUUCCUAAGCAGACAGAUCAUCCGAAUUUGGAGCGCCUCGAGUGGUUCAUGGCGAGGGCUGGUAUAUCCCAUUACAAGGGUUGUUAUGAGGCCAUCCGGAUUAUCCAUGACAACAAUUAG